Molecule: messenger RNA, 2825 nt
Organism: Puma concolor (puma)
Lineage: Eukaryota; Metazoa; Chordata; Mammalia; Carnivora; Felidae
Source: RefSeq, a predicted model, not a curated record
CCCGAGUGGACCAUCGGGCGGAGAAGAGGUUGUGAUCUUUCAUUCCCUGGCAAUAAACUGGUCUCUGGAGAUCACUGUAAAAUUAUCGUGGAUGAAAAAUCUGGUCAGGUGUCGCUGGAAGAUACCAGCACCAAUGGAACAGUAAUUAACAAGCUGAAGGUUGUUAAGAAGCAGACUUGUCCUUUGCAGACUGGGGAUGUCAUCUACUUGGUGUAUAGGAAGAAUGAGCCAGAAUACAACGUGGCAUACCUCUACGAGUCUCUGCAUGAAAAGCAAGGCAUCACACAAGACCCCUUUGAAGCUAAUAAAGAGAAUGUGUUCCACGUGACCAAAGAUACCUCAGGUGCAGGGCAAGGUGACGAUCCCCAGGUCCUGCCGUCAUCGCCCACCACUCAGGCGUGCUUUGAGGAACCACAGCCAUCGACGUCGACCUCGGACCUCUUCCCCACGGCCUCUACCUCUUCCACGGAGCCCACCUCUGCGGGGCAAGCGCCUCCCUUCAGCCCUGACUUCAGAGAUGCAGGCGUCUCCCCAAAAGAAUGUGGUCCGUCUGUGGCAAAUGAUGAAAUCCCCACCUUCCCUUCGGCUCUCCCAGACAGAGAAGGAGCACCCUUCUCUCUGCCAGGGUCCCGGGACCAAGAGGAUUUGGAGCCUGUCACGAAGAGAAUGAAAGCAGGUCAGAGUCUCACCGUUUUCCUGCAGCCCUGCAUGCACACCUUCUGUGCCGCCUGCUACUCGGGCUGGAUGGAGCGCUCCGCCUUCUGCCCCACCUGCCGCUGUCCGGUGGAGAGGAUCUGUAAAAACCACAUCCUGAACAACCUGGUGGAGGCGUACCUUCUCCAGCACCCAGACAAGAGUCGCAGCGAGGAAGACGUGCGGAGCAUGGCUGCCAGGAACAAGAUCACUCAAGACAUGCUGCAGCCCAAAGUCAGAAGGUCUUUCUCUGAUGAGGAGGGCAGUUCGGAGGACCUGCUGGAGCUGUCAGACGCAGACAGCGAGUCCUCGGACAUCAGUUCACAGCUCGCCCAGCAUCAUACCUGUGAGACCCAGGAUUACGUGUGUGCCCUGCAAGGAAGCCAUGCCAUCUGCACUUGCUGCUUCCAGCCCAUGCCCGACCGGAGGGCAGAACGUGAGCAGGACCCCCGCAUCGCCCCCCAGCAGUGUGCCGUUUGCCUGCAGCCUUUCUGCCACCUGUACUGGGGCUGCGCCCGGGCCGGCUGUCUCGGCUGCCUGGCCCCGUUCUGUGAGCUGGACCUGGGUGACAGGUGUCUGGACGGGGUUCUCAGCAAUAAUCACUAUGAGUCGGACAUCCUGAAGAAUUACCUGGCAACCAGGGGUUUGACGUGGAAAAACAUGUUGACUGAAAGUCUCGUGGCUCUGCAGAGGGGAGUGUUCCUGCUGUCUGAUUACAGAAUCACAGGGAACACUGUGCUCUGUUACUGCUGUGGCCUGAGAAGCUUCCGAGAGCUGACCUACCAGUAUCGGCAGAACAUUCCUGCUUCCGAGUUGCCAGUGGCUGUAACAUCCCGUCCUGACUGCUAUUGGGGCCGCAACUGCCGCACUCAGGUGAAGGCCCACCACGCAAUGAAAUUCAAUCAUAUCUGUGAACAGACAAGGUUCAAGAACUGAGUAUCUAGGAGGCACCAAGGUGGCGUGGGGGUAGUGGAAGUCAGCGACAGCGUGUUUCAGAAAAUACCGGAUACAAACAUUUUCAGGGCAUUUUACAGCCCCCCGGCGGGGAUGGGGGAAGCUGGGGGUCUCUACGUCCGGCACUGUAGCGUGGCUUUUUCUUCUGUGGCGUGAGACCCUCUUGCCGAGAGCCCCCUACCCCAGUGGCCUGGGAGGCCUGGGGUGGCAUGAACAGCCCCUCCUCUGGCCUUGGGGCCACCAGAGCACGUCAGCCAGAAGAACCACUGUCAGCCGCCCCCUCGCGCUCAGACAACGACGUUCAGGUUUGCUCUUUGGACCUUUCCCAAAACUGUGGCUAAGACAGACGUCUCUCUUCAAGAAAGCUCUCAUGGGAGGAAAAGGAAAGUCUGUCAGAAACGUCCUGUUGUUGAAGGGAAAGGGGGCAAAGGCUUACAGCCUGCGGGCACAGCCACAGCCCUGCUUCGGGGACAGCCACGACUCGUGGGCGUUUCUAUUUGUAAGAGGUUUGGUGCUGAUCUUUUAGUAAGAUUUAUCACAAACUGUAGCACAAGUAAUAUAUAAUUUACAAAUUGACUAAAAUUGGGAUAGUAGGGUGUUUGAAGGAAUAAACAUGUGUUUCUGUUUAUUACGAAAAGGAAAAAAAUCAGAUGUCCGGAACCGCUAACCCUAGAUCCCCAGUGUUAGGUGCGUGGCCCUGUCCCAGGAGGGCAUAAGGUGGGUUGUUUCCACCCUCAGCCGCCGUGGAGCAGAGCCCUGCUGCCCGCUUCCCACUCCGUGGGCACAGCCACAGGCCCUGCUGAGCUGCCCCAUGGUCUUUCUCCAUUCCCUGCCGGGCCGGUUCAGCCCUGGGGUGCCCCAGCCCAUCUGGAGCGGCCCCUGCCCCGAGAGCGCCAGGGACCUUUGCCAGUGAGACCUCGUCUCCGUCAUUGGGUUUGCCAUGUCAUCUGGAAUAAUACUUGAAAUUUUGUUCUUUGUUAAAAAAAAAAAAAGUUUUUUAUCGUUUGUUGAAAUCAUCUGUUAUUUUUGUUUGCAAAAUUGUAACUUUUCGCUUCUUCUCAGGAAUAGGAUUUUCAACUGUUGUCUUGCUCUUGAUACAGACUCUGAGAAGCAGCGCUGUUUGUGGAAAAGGCCUCCUUCCCGCAUUCUAAUAAACAAGCCGUGUCUGUUUCUCUCCC